CCUUGGUGACGAGCUGGAGUACCGCCUGACGCGAUACCUGAUGGCCAACUACGACCCUUCGGUACGCCCUGCACGGAAUUCCUCAGAGGCCUUGUCGGUGGUCUUCGGUCUCUCCCUUCACAGCAUCAUUGAUGUGGACGAGAAGAACCAGAUCCUGACCAACUGCUGGCUGACGCAGGUGUGGACAGAUGCCCACCUGACGUGGAACGCCUCCGAUUUCGGGGGGGUGCGUGUCAUCAGGGUCCCUUACCACAGAGUCUGGAAACCGGACAUAAUCCUAUACAACAACGCAGACUCGCAAUACAGCUCGGCCACCAUCAACACCAACGUUAUCGUCAGUUCGUCGGGAUCUGUGACAUGGCUCUCACACGGCAUAUACAGAUCGUCGUGCGAUAUGAAUGUCGAGCACUUCCCUUUUGAUAUCCAAUUCUGCAAGCUGAAGUGGGCUUCGUGGACGUACGAUGGUCACCAGGUAAGGGCGCUAUCUGAGAUGAGAGACACUGAGACGCUGCUGUUCUACGUUCCGAGCGAAUCCGGGGAGAAGGUGACCCUGGGGAUCUCGUCCCUUUUAUCUAUGACUGUUUUUCUCAUGACGAUCCGGGAGAGCCUCCCCCCGACGGAGAAGACGCCUCUCAUCAGUAUGUACUACGGCGUUACAAUCUGCCUCGUCAGCUUCGCCUCUGGGCUGUCAGUGCUGACGCUGAACAUACACCACCGGGGAAUCAGAGGGCUGGAGGUUCCCACUGUGGUCAUAAAAGUAGUUUUAGGAGGAAUGGCCCGACUCGUCUUCCUCCAUUUUGAGCUCCCGACGUCUGUCAAGGAUGAUAAGACCAUCCUACAAAACGAUUUAAGACCCGAACCCUGCGGUCGCACGGACUCGAUGAGCAUGGAAAAAAUCCACAUCCGCGAGUUAGAUGUGACAGAUAACUUCCGCAUGUCACCGAGAUCUGCCCAGAGGAAGCAAAUGGGUCCCAACAACGAUACCCCGACAGCCACGCCUACAGCAACACAGGUCACAGAGUUCGAGCAGCACUUCGUCCGCGUUCUGAACAAGGUCUACCAGACGAUCGAGAAGAACGAGAUGCGUCUCGGAGAGCACGACAGACGGGAGGCAGUUAGGGUCGAGUGGCAACAGGUGUCCCUGGUGUGCGAUCGCGUCCUCCUGGCCUGCUUCUUGCUGUCGACAGUCAUAGCGACGACGACUAUACUAUUUUCCUCGCCCCACGGUCCUUGACAACAUCUCUGUCGCGUUUCUGUUUCUAGCGGAGUCAGCGAAACGAGAGGAAUGAAACCUCGUCCGGAAAAUUCUCUCGAGAAAAUGGAGAAGCGAAACGUCUGGGCGGCCACACAUCUAAUUGUCUAAGAAGUCGUUAAGUGUCACAGCCGGUGGGGCCCCUCCCCCCCGAGGGCAUAUCAUCUUCAGCACUGGAAAUCCUAUAAUAUCGACCUGAUUUUUGUUUGUUCAUUUAUUCAUUUCAUUGAAGCUUCUUAGAACCUAUGUGAUUCCAUUUUCUAAACAAUGCUAACUGUUCCGUGAAAUCGAAAUGUCAAGCGUGGAACUGGGAGAUGGAUCCUUCCU
Molecule: messenger RNA, 1579 nt
Organism: Macrobrachium nipponense
Lineage: Eukaryota; Metazoa; Arthropoda; Malacostraca; Decapoda; Palaemonidae
Product: neuronal acetylcholine receptor subunit alpha-9-I-like
Biological process (GO): monoatomic ion transmembrane transport; nervous system process; signal transduction
Cellular component (GO): neuron projection; synapse; postsynaptic membrane
Molecular function (GO): acetylcholine-gated monoatomic cation-selective channel activity; transmembrane signaling receptor activity
Source: RefSeq, a predicted model, not a curated record